Aricia agestis (brown argus) is the source of this 2382-nucleotide messenger RNA. RefSeq names its product proton-coupled folate transporter-like. The record is from RefSeq and is a predicted model, not a curated record. Gene Ontology annotation, molecular function: transmembrane transporter activity. Gene Ontology annotation, cellular component: membrane. Lineage: Eukaryota; Metazoa; Arthropoda; Insecta; Lepidoptera; Lycaenidae. The transcript is spliced from 7 exons. The coding region runs from base 286 to 1719 and encodes 477 amino acids. Gene Ontology annotation, biological process: transmembrane transport.
UAAAAGAAAGAACCCAUAGCUUUCUCCUUUCCAAUUUAUGUUUCAACAUUUUGGACACUAAGCAUCACAUUUUUUCGUAACGAAAACAAGUCUCGGAAUUGGAAAGUAUAAAAAGGAUGUCAGAGCAUGUCUCUGGGAUGUCGGUUAGAUGCUCAAGCUCAGAUCCUUAAGACAAGCGCGGCUGAACGCGUCUGAUAAGAUUACUGAUAACGUCUAUCCCACUUAUCAGUUUGUAGCUUUCAAGUCCUUAAUUUAUUCAGAAUAGCGAGAGACUUAUGAGUGAGAAUGGCGGACCAAAGCGAGUGUGCGGACAAAGUGAAACCAGUGAAAUGGUCUAUAAGGACUACAGUUGAAAUUCCUAUUUUCAUAGGAUUGGUCGGCAAUGCUAUAAUUGUGACCGCAAUAAAAAACAUAAUAUUGCACAGGACGUGCGAGCACGCUCUCAAUAAUUCUAAGGAGGAUUGCGCGUCGUUCCUGUCUCCAAUCAGGACCAACGAAACCAGCGCGUUGGAGCAAGAUGUGCAGGAGUACGCCUCGAAUGUCCUAACAGUGCUCUCCAUGUUAGAGUAUUUAGGUUCCGCGAUAUUGUCCACCUUCAUAGGGGUCUGGUCGAACACGUAUGGACGAAGGCCACUACUUAUAUGGCCGUUCUUGGGUCUGGCAGUGGCGGCGUGUUUCGCAGCCGCCUACACCAUCGACGACAGCUGGGGGCCAUGGUGGUCCGUUGUGGUGUACAUCCCGAUAUGCCUGUCAGGUGGCAACAUUGUGCUCAUGAUCGGUGGAUACUGCUACGUCAUCGAUACCAGUGAACCGAAGAAUACGGCGAUAAGAAUGAUAAUUUUAGAUGCGACGCUUUUGAUGAGUACCAUAGUCGGAUCUUUUAUCACUUCAUACCUAAUAUUGGCGUUUGGAAUAGUCAAUGCAUUAUUAUUUUCUGCUGGCCUCAAAUUGAUAGCGUACGCUUUCACACACUUCUUCAUAGAAGAGAGCCUGCCCAAUGCCAAAAAGGGCGGACUUACAAAAGUGUUUAAUAUAUCGUACGUCAAAGAUGUAAUCGUGAUUUGUUUCAAAAAACCCUGGUAUAGACGAGCCCAAAUAAUACUGAUAUGUGUGCUCAAAUUCAUCAUCGUUGUGUCCUUAUCGGGAGCCGAUGUGCUCGAAUACUUCUACACGAGGCAGAAAUUGCAAUGGGCAUUACAAGACUACACUUUCUAUACCGCUGCAAGUACAGCGGCGACUUUUUUUGGUGGCUUCAUAGGGGUUAUGGUGGUGCAGAAGUUGUUCAAACUCAACGAUAUUCCGUUUGUAAUGAUGACGCUGAUUUUGUUAUUCGCGGAGUUCAUUAUCAAGAUGGUCGCUACUAGAACAUGGCAUAUGUAUUUGGCCUUAUCCAUAUCAUUAUUCAAGAAGAUGUUCGGACCGAUCUUGCGGACGCAUCUCCGGAAGAUCGUCCCAGCGGAUGACAUAGUCAAGGUCUUCGCUUGGAUGUGCACCAUACAGAGCGUCAGUCCAGUUCUGUCCCCUGUGAUAUACAACCCAUUAUAUGCAGCUACCCUGGCUACAUUCCCCGGCAUAAUAUAUCUCCUCAGCGCGAUACUGAUAAUGAUAUGUAUCGUGAUACUCGGAUUUGUGUACUACUUCUCAAAAAUCGGUAGUAAGCUUGACAAGGAGUGUGGUAUAAGUAACGAAACCCUUGAUACCACUGCCGAGAAGGUAUGAAUGUGAUCUCGAAAUUGAUCUUGUGUCUAACUGGUCCCGACGAAUGCCGAGAAAUUAGGCCUUCAAAAAAGUUCCUACUUCAUAUUACUUGGGCUGUUUAUACACGAAUGCUGCAAACCACGAAAAGUAAUACCCAUCGAGAACAUCUCAACAUGACUUGCCACUGUUAAAGUGUAGUGUGUAGUUUCUGUUCUAAUUAAUUAUUGUUCUAAGUCUAGUGGUCAAUUAUAUGACAUAAGGCCAAUACGUAAAAACAAUUGAUAAGAUUUGUCCGCCUUUUUGCGGUUUUCGGCAACGCGUCUUAGGCUGAAAACACACCGAAAGGGCAGCGGACGGUAGCUCAGUGGCGAGCGAUUUUUAAACUUUAUCUUCAUUACUGUAAUACAUAAUAUUAUCGCUUAUGAAACUUGGAAAGUCCGCCACUGCCCUAUGCUGCCAGCCGAUGCCGUUUCGGUGUGAUUAAGCCUUGAAAGUCCAAGCCACCAGCAUGCUUAGCAUGAGCAUAGUAGAAAUAGAAAAGACUAGACAAAAACAGUUCGACAAGUGAUCUAUCAUUUAGACAAAGUGACAGAAAAGAAAGAAACUUUCUUUGAUGGCCGUGCUAAGCCUGUAUGAGUCAGUCCACAUGGCGCGUUGCGUCGACGCAGCGCUGCCGUUUGACGC